CCGCGCCUUCAUUCUUCAAACCCUCAACACACUCGCCCUGGUGCCGAUUCACAAGGCACCUAUAUCACCACGGCGUCAGCCUACUUUCUCCUGAACCUUCAAGACGUAUCUGCUCGACCAACGCCACACAUCUCCAACAACAUCCCUCCCCCUCGUGGACAGACCUCUUGAGCAGCUCGACCUCCUGUUCUUUUUGUCACCAACACCAACCCCGGACGCUCCAUCUACCCAGCUGCCGCAUAGCACGUUCUCUGUGGUUCUUCCCGAGUCGGGAAGACCUUGCCAAAGCCUAGGCUUCGCGCCCUUCAAGCCCCCAUAAGAUAGCCUUCGGCAUCAAGCAACCAAUCUACAUACCACCAAUCAACCACCCGGGAAUUUCUAUCCAGGGCAUGGCACCUUCUGCUAUCACCACUACCGAAGAAUACCAGACGUUGAAAGACUCCUUACAGUCGCUCAAUUCCCAAACACUGGGUAGUGUUGAAAAUCAUGGCGCCUGGAAAUCCAAGCAGCUGAUUGGAUCGGCCCUGAAAAGCCGUGUCGAGGCUAUUGAUCAUGACUCCUGCGAUGUAGGCGACGAAGAUGCCUUUUUCAUCGCCGACCUGGGCGAGGUCUACCGCCAGCACCUCCGCUGGAAGAAGAAUUUGGCCCGUGUGAAGCCGCACUAUGCUGUGAAGUGCAACCCAGACACGCAGGUCCUGCGCCUUAUGAGCGAGCUGGGCAUGGGCUUCGACUGCGCCUCCAAGAACGAGAUUGAGACUGUGCUCAAAUUGGGCGUCGACCCGGCCCGAAUCAUCUACGCCCAACCCUGCAAGACCAAGUCCUACGUCCGCUAUGCUGCCAACUCGGGCGUCAAGCAGAUGACCUUUGACAACGCCGAUGAGCUCUACAAGACAAAGCAGCUUUUCCCCGAUGCUGAGCUGUACCUGCGCAUCUUGACGGAUGACUCUGGCAGCCUGUGCCGCCUGAGCCAGAAGUUUGGUGCUUCUUUGGACACCACCGCGGAAUUGCUCGAGCUUGCACACAAGUUGGAGCUCAAUGUCGUGGGCGUGGCCUUCCAUGUCGGCUCGGGAGCGUCUGACCCAAAAGCCUUCAUUAAGGCGGUUCAGGACGCCCGCUUUGUCUUUGACCAGGCGGCUGCAUUCGGCUUCGACAUGCACACGCUGGAUGUUGGUGGUGGCUUCACGGGUGACAUUACCUUCGAGCCCAUGGCCGCUGUACUUUCCGCCUCUUUGGACGAGUACUUCCCUCCUCAUAUCCGUGUCAUUGGCGAGCCGGGACGCUACUAUGUGUCCACUGCCUUCACCAUUGCAUGCCACGUCAUUGCUCGCCGCACCGUCGCCGAUGCUACUCUGGGCACGACCUCUUACAUGCUGUACCUGAACGACGGUGUCUACGGCAACUUCUCCAGCAUCAUCUUCGACCACCAGCACCCUGUGCCACGUGUUCUGAAGUCUGGGAACGAUGUCUUGUACGAUGUUCGUACUUCGGGCUACGACACUCCAUCUCAGGUGGAGUACUCUAUCUGGGGUCCCACUUGCGAUGGCAUCGACAUCAUCUCCUCCAGCUGCUCGUUCCCCGAGUUGUUGGAUGUUGGCGACUGGCUGUACUUUGAGGACAUGGGCGCUUACACAAAGUGCUCUGCCACCAAGUUCAACGGCUUCACCGACAGCCACGACGUUGUGUACGUGUGCAGCGAGCCUGGUGCCAAGGCUCUCAUGGGAAUGUAAUUAUCCAAGUAUGCGAGGCGUAGUAUGAGAUGGAAAAGUGAUCGCGUGGUUUAGUGCUUUUGUGUCUUUUCAAAAGUUAUUCGUAGAAACUAUAGAUGUCAUUUCCUUG
This is a messenger RNA of Parastagonospora nodorum SN15, 1836 nucleotides long. RefSeq lists its product as hypothetical. The record is from RefSeq and is a predicted model, not a curated record. Gene Ontology annotation, cellular component: cytoplasm. The transcript is spliced from 3 exons. Bases 390 to 1727 code for a protein of 445 amino acids. Gene Ontology annotation, molecular function: ornithine decarboxylase activity. Lineage: Eukaryota; Fungi; Ascomycota; Dothideomycetes; Pleosporales; Phaeosphaeriaceae.